UUCAGGCUACGUCCCUUCUUAAACAUUCCAGUAGCUAGGCCUAGGUCCCAUCCGUACGCAGCUGCGCCGUUUUCUCUCAAAUGGCUAUAAUUUACCACAAGCCCUAACCGCGCAAGAGCCUCUCUCCUCUCCCGCGCCCUCUCAAAUGGAAAAUUAUUCUUAUUCUCCUUACCUCGACUCCGGCAACUCUUCCCCGCACUCUCGAGAAAUCGACUGCGAGAAUCAGCCAUGGGACGAGCUUCCGUCCCACUCCAAAGUCAAGUUCAUGUGCAGUUACGGCGGCAAAAUCCAGCCCAGACCACAUGAUAAGCAGCUCGCUUACAUCGGCGGUGACACCAAAAUCUUAGCCGUUGAACGGAAUAUCAAGUUCAAAGUCAUUAUGAAUAAACUUUCAGCUCUUUACGGCAAUGACAAUUUUUGCUUCAAGUAUCAGCUUCCCGGCGAAGACCUCGAUGCUUUGAUUUCUGUGACCAAUGACGAGGAUCUUGAGCACAUGAUGUUAGAGUACGAUCGCCUGGUUCGUGCUUCACAAAAACCGGCAAGGUUGAGACUCUUUUUGUUUACAUUGAAUUCCAAAAUAACGUCGGAUUUUGGUGCAAGUGAGACGAAAUCCGAGCGACAGUGGUUUGUGGACGCUUUAAAUUCGGUCCAGAUCCAGCAUCUUGAUGGCUCUUCGCCGCCAGCAGCCGCUGUAUUGGCGACAAAUCCCCAUUUUUUGUUUGGAUUAGAUAAACCGAAAAUGCCGGAAACUGUUGCGACGCAGAUAAUUUCAGAUGUAGUUGAGAAGGAAGUAACAGCAGGAGCCGAUUGUGGAUCUGAGGAUCGACACGUGAUGGAAGAUCAGAUGAUGGAGAUCCAGAGGCAAGAAUUACAUAGAUUGAAUAUUGGUGGAAUUAAUACUCAUGAACAAGCGAACCAAAAUCCC
Mangifera indica (mango) is the source of this 925-nucleotide messenger RNA. RefSeq lists its product as uncharacterized. Lineage: Eukaryota; Viridiplantae; Streptophyta; Magnoliopsida; Sapindales; Anacardiaceae. The record is from RefSeq and is a predicted model, not a curated record. Gene Ontology annotation, molecular function: protein binding.